Molecule: messenger RNA, 9294 nt
Organism: Porites lobata
Lineage: Eukaryota; Metazoa; Cnidaria; Anthozoa; Scleractinia; Poritidae
Source: the annotation of a GenBank genome assembly
AUGGCGAAGCCAACAGCGGGAAUAGUUGUUGAACUCGAGACUAAGGUAAAUUCGUUGCUAAUACAUUGUGUUUUAGCUCUGAACAAAGUUAAAAGUUCAUGCCGCCAUAUUUUGUACUGCAAGCGAUCGACUCCCUGAUGCUCUUUCAACCGUAGCCAGAAGCAACUUGUUCUUAGUUUAAUUUACCCACGCACUGUUUUUCACCUGUCUCAAUCAUAUCGAUAAUCUAUGAAAGAUAUCCAAAUUGUCCUUUUUUCUUUUCUCGUUUGAAACACUAAUUAAAGCUUAUGCUAAUAGGUUUUUUUUCACACGAGGCAUACAGCCAUGGUUGAGCAUAAUUUUUUUUGUCUAAUUGGGCGAUGACUUCAGCCAAACCACAGUCUGGCAGAUUUUACUUUUUAAAAAUAAGCCUGAACAUGUACAAUAGUCAACGAUAGAUCUUAAGCACUGACGAUUUUUGAAAGUGUAUUGUAAUAUAUGAGGGUCUAAAAUUUUUUGUGUAAUACCCUUGAAAAUUAUCGCGUUCCAUUUUCGGCAGUUCGAAACUGAUUAAUGUUGGGCCCCAUACGGUUUUAGGAAUUCUUGGAAGUAAAAUGAUUAAUUUGCUUAUUUAUGAUUAAUUUAGUUAUCUUUUCAUAUCGCUGUUGGUAUUUGAAAGCAACUUUCCAUUCGACCAAAACUUCCGGUUUUUAGUAAUCCGCAAAUUCCGUGUAGCAAAUGGAACAGGCCCUGGCUGGUUUAUAAAAAGCUCAUUACUACUACCCCUUACGCCAAUUAGAGUACACUAGACAAUGUUUUUCUAGAUAAAAAUGUGAAAUGGUCGUUCUGAGAGUGCCACAACUUUUCAUACAAGACCCAACUCCAAACAGGUUCUGAGGAUUUCUGAAGUCAUUCUGAACAGUUUCAAAGUUUUCAGUUCCAGUGCUUUCCAUUCUAAAGAUUUAGAUUUUGGGGGAACGUAUGAAGCCUGAAUUUCAGACGAUUACUUCAAGUCGUUUUUACUCCCGCAGUAACAUCUGAAUCGACUGCCCAUUAAUGCCGUCCAGUGACAUCACUUCUUCUUUGACCGUAAUUCAUGUUUGAUGUUCAAAGUUUCAACUGCUUGCAGUACUCUGAAUGAAUCUGUUGUAAUUCUGUAAUCAAACUCAAUCACAAUGAAAUAUAAAAUACACACACACUGAACACUUCAAAAACACAACAAUUUUCUUUAAUUGAAAAGAAUCUAUUUGGUCCUUAAUGAAGAAUAAAGAAAACAAGACAAAAGCUAACAGUAUUGCCACACCUGAACUUUGGAAAUUACAAGAAGGUUGAAUCUCAGAAAACUUCGCAUAAACAAAAUCACUGCUGAAUUACAAAGCGGCUCUAAAUGAAAAACCUCCGCACUCUCCGCAAUGAUUCUUCAUUCAUAGUUCAAUUUAUCAAUUCAUAGUCUUGAAGACAAGUGUAAUUUUGCUGUUUGCGAUAAAGAUUGUUGAAAUUUUUCAACUCCACGUAAUCUGCUGAAUAUCAAAUGACAGUCCCGCUAAAAUGUCUCGUAAUUUUAAUUAUGCGAAUGCUUGGACAAUCAGCCAAUCAAAAUUACUACCUGUUUUUUGGGUUGUGACGUCACUGGAUGGCAUCAACGGCAGGUCAAUUCAGACGUUACUGAGGGAGUAAAAACGACUUGAAGUAAUCAUCUGAAAUUCAGGCUGGAACGUAUGAUCAUUUAGACCAGUUUGAUUGGGGCACGAGGAAAUCUGAUUUUGCAGCAACAGCCAUUUUUAACUCUAACUUUGUCUAGGGAAGGAACCAGUUUUUGUGAACACUUUAAGGUCGGUACACACUAGGCGACAAGUUGCAGCAACAUGUUGUGGCGACACAUUGCAGCAACAAAUCAAUUCGUGUGUAGUGGAGAAUUUUGUGAAAACUUUGUUGCUGCAACAGAAUUUUGUCGCCUCAACAAGUCGCACAGAUUCAGUCUGAUUUGAUUUUUUGCUACUCGUUGCAGCGACAAAAUUCUGUCACGGAGACAAAGAUUUUCACAAAAAUUCUCCAGUACACACGAAGCGAUUUGUCGCUGCGAUGUGCGCCUCGCCUUGUUGCUGCAACUAGUCACCCGACCUGUACACAUGGGGUGAUCUGUCAAACACCGCGACAAAACGCAAUGCACAUGAGCACAAAAUUUAAUAUCCGGUCAGCUUUUUAUUUCCAGUGUAGUAUAUAAACCAAUAGCGUAAGCAUAACUUUGCUGUCGCGCCAAGUUUAAAAGCAAAAAGGGCGAAACAGACAAAAAAGGGGGCCAAAAAAAUCACUUCAUUCGAAAGCUUAUAUAUUUUUCCAUUCUCAAACUUUUGCACCACAUGGUUAUCUGUUUGCACCAACGGUGAAAAUGAUGUUUGAAGUUUGCAGGUCGCGAGCGCUCGACAAGACGAAUUUGUUUUUACUGGCUUUCUUGCAUGCUACUGGUUUGGCAUAAGUUAAUUUGGGAGAAGGCGACAACUAAGAAAAGAAUAACAAUACUUAUGAAAGAAACCAAAAUAAAGACGUCAUCAUUAUCAUAAAAACACUAAAACCAGGAAAUAAAAUUUUAGUCCGUUCAAUAAUUUGUUUUAUUAUCAGAGAAAACAAGAACUCAAAACAAGAGAUGGGCGGGAUUUAAUAACAACUUUGACUUUGAUGACUGCAAUCACCGGGAAACUAAACAUGCCUAUAAAUGACUUUCAUUCAAGAAAAUGCCUAUUUAAUUCUUUUACAUGGUUGUUCUUUUGUUGAAGUCUUCAAUAAUUUCAGACUGUGCGGCUUGGCUGCAUCUCAUGCAAACACGAAACUUCUAGCUCCUAAAUACAUGGCAUGAAAAGUUCGACUUCUAAAAGCCACUGAACCAGCUUUCGCUCUCUGAUUCUGAGAAUGAAAAAAUAGAUAAAUAGAGUUGUCAACUUGCUGCCAACCGGCUCAACAGUAUAAUUAAGCUUAUGUUUCAUGGCAAUCAACCCAGAAGAGUUUCGUUUUAAAACACGGUAAAACCCACUGGUAAACAAAACUACAAAGCGAUUGUGUGUUGUCGUUUUCCAAAUAAAGUUUGAAUCGGCUUUAACACAUGUAGACUGAGAAACUGAAGAACUGAAAAUUAGAACUACAAUACACAAGCUUGCAAUGAUAACGUUUUAAUUUUAUGUCUUAGUUUCAGCCAGGUUAAGUGAAAAAUAACAGUCAAAAACUUUAUUUUCGUGAAUGAAAAUCAGUUUACCUGACGCUCUAGCCAAAAUUACACACUGAGUUAUUAUCAUCUUACCUUUUCUGAAUCUAAUCGACUAAUUGUUUCAGUGAUCUGUGCCUGGUUAUCCAUAAAAGCAAUUUCAAUAACUACAAAAUAGUCAAAAACUCGAGCAGCAUAAAGCAGAACAACUGAAACACAAGCUGCACACAGAAUGAAGCCGAGAGCGCGCGGGAGACUUUGAUCUGACUGGAAAGUGUGACUGAAAAAGAGACCGGAAAUGCUCAACCUGGCGCAUGCGUAGACGUUUUGCCGCGGUGUUGAUCUGUCACCGCGACGUGUUGCUGCAACUUGUCGCCUGGUGUGUACCGACCUUUAAUGUGCAGAUGUCUGGCUCACUCACUGACUCACUCAGGUGUAGAUAUUUUGAAAUAAUAUUACAAGUUGACACCAAACAACAGGGUGCGUACAGGUCAAGUCAUGGAUUUUAAGAAUUUCAUUUUCCAGGCCUGGAAAGUCAUGGAAUUUAAUUUUUGGCCCAUGGAAGUCAUGGAAAAUUAAAGUUUUGUUUGAUAAAUUAGUUACUGCAGAUGUCAAGGCAAGGACAAUGGAAGACAGAAAGGAGAAAUUAAACAGCACAAACGGCAUGCAUUGUGGUGGACACCAGAGUUUGUGUCUGUUGAAUUGUUUAAGGUCAAGAAUAACCUAAGCAAGGAAAGUUUAUAAAUUUUCUGAAACUAACAGCUAAACCUAAGGUCCUGGAAAAGUUGAAAAGGUCUUUGAAAAAGUCAUGGAAAGUCGUGGAAUUUGAACACUGAACAAGAGUGCCCAUAUCAAAAGGACAAAAAUUGUCAAAGAUCAAUUGUUUCCGGAGGGCCUAACCUUAUCUGUGGAAGCAACAACUUACCUAAAGUUGAUCAAAAUUAAAGGGACUGUGUCAGGGCAGCACAGUUUAUUUUGUUUAAUUUUGCCAAUAAUUACUCGUCCUCAAAUCGCUAUGGAACGUAAAGUAAGCAAAGAGAUUACAUGUAAAUGACAAAGUCAGUGAUUCGAGACAAAUAUGUCUCCUGAGCAUUAUUUUCAAAGUUGCAAACAGCAGAGAUAACCGUUUAAAAACUGUUAGGUUGAACAGUUUUCAAAAACUCUAAUUUCAAUCCGUUUCAAUCUUCAGUUUUGCCCAUCUGUGGCAUCUGUUGUAGCCUUCCUUUAAUGUUUUAAGAGGUUAUUUUUAUGUUUCUCUCGGAUUUAACGGGCAUUUUGUAAUUACCUAAUUUGGCUGAAUUUGGUGACACAGCUCCUUUAAACCACAUGCUUUAACACUCUGCUCAGAGAGGAGAGGCAGCUUUACUAGUAAAUUUUAUGAAUGCUAAAGGUUAUAGUUUGGAUUUUUUUGUCUUCUUACUGCCAAACUCAGAAAACCGUAAACACCGAAAAAUUUCAGGAAUGUUGAUUGUGUACAUGUGGUGACCAAUCACAGUUAAGUUCUAGGCACUUGAGCAAACCGCAAAGUAAUAACUUUUUUUUUUUCAGUUUUAUAAGUUUUCUCACUCCUUAUUGGGUAUUUCCUUGUAACGCAGUAACAUUCCAUAAAAAUAUUUAGAACUAGUGUUCGUGGUUUUGUGAGUUUCACAGUAAGUUGCAAUUAUGUACCGUUUUAAUCUAAUAUUAAUCAUGACUGUAAUUUCUGCAGGUCGAUUUUGAUACAUUUCUCAAGGAAGCAGGCUCAACACUUGUUGUUGUAGACUUUUAUGCUGAUUGGUGUGGCCCGUGCAAGCUGAUAGCUCCAAAAAUUAAGGUACUAAUAAUUUUACGUCAAUUUAGCCAGGCCUAAAAGCUGAGCUGCCAUGAUGUGCUUGAAAAAGAAAUGAACACAACCACAUUCAGGGUUCUCAAUAGAUUUUUAAGUAGGAGGUGAUCACUGAUAAAGUAGGAGGCUCUUCAGCAAAGCCAGAGGUGUCAAAACAAAGCAAAGAAAAGCGACCUAAACAUAAAGUAAGCCUUAAAUAAAGUAUGACCAUUGAGAACCCUGCACAUUAACAUGACAAUGCCUUUAUAUAUGACCAAUGACUGACUUUAAAUAUAUGGGAUCUUCAAAAUUUUGCUUGUUUUAUGAUCAGUCAAAUGUUUGGUAAGAUGUGUAAAAAAGCCAAGCAUUCAGGUGAUGUGUGUGAUUCCUGGAAGAUUGAUAAUGACUGUGUACUACUACUUGUCACUGCGUAUUAUUCUUAGUUCUAAUUGCCAAGUACCAUAAUGUGACACCAUCCUGCAAAUUCACAAGGUUCAGUCAAGCUCAUACAUCCUGGCAUGUCGGUAAAAACCCAUUGUAAGAACCCGCUGUGGUUUAAGGACAUGCUGGCAGAAAUUCUUACUGGGUUUCUACCGUAGUUUUUCAGAAAGUGAUAGAGUUAAAUUUGUACUGAAUUUGUAAUAUAGACAGGAUUGUUUCUGUUACAGGGUUUUGCAGAGGAGUUUAGUGGAAAGGUAUAUUUUGCAAAAGUCAAUGUGGAUGAAAAUGAGGUAAGUAAGAAGACCAGCACUCUGUAGCAAAUUUCCCAAUGUUUGAAAUAUGUAAUAUUUAUUAUCUCCUUCCUGAGAAUGUUUUAUGACAAUAGCUGUCUUGUUAUUGGCUAAGAGCCUACGGUUUAUUCUGGAAAUCAGUUCACCCCAGCAGAUAACUGAAUAAUGUGUGUUUCAGAAAUAAUAAAUUGUGUUUGAUGUGACAGUGUUGUACCUAUUAAAUAAUGUAUGAUCAAACAAUAAAUAUUACCAAAUUCAGGUUCUGUGAUAUCCAGAAUAAUCAAGGUCUUGGUAAUCAUUAUCAGCUGAGGCUGAUAACACUUACCAAGACCUUGAUUUACUAAAAUAUCUAAUCACAGAAACCUCAUAAUUUUGAGAAUCCUCUCAAUGAGAAGAAAAUGAGAACAAUAUGCUUUUGCUGGGCUCGGUACAUUAUUAUUAAGACUGCAGCUGUGUAGCUGAAAUCUUUACACUCUACCUCGUGGAAAGUUAUUUUUUCUCAACCUUUUUCUUCUCCGGGUGCAAAGAAGGUCAGUUUUUUAGCCUGCCAUUCGGGCAAGCUGUAGCUAGCAUGUAGUAGCCUACAAGUCAUUUCAACUAGCCCCCAAACUCUUUUUGAUUAGCAGGAUUGAUUACAAUCCUCCUGUAAUUUGAAUUUCCCCCAAAAAACAGCACUUGCCCGUCGAGCAAGUUAAGAUAAAAAAUCAGUAGCCCGAUGGCAAAUCCACUAGCCCCGGCCUAUCGCACAAGACUUUCUUUGCUCACUGCUUCUAAUGGUAAAUAAGUAACAGCAAGUCAUGUUGUCCAGUUCUGUCUGCAAUAAUCAUACCAUGAUAAAACAGAUCACCCCAUUUUUGUAAUCUAUGAUUACAAGCUGCUCAAUCAAGCUUCAUUCAAUUCUUGAAUUUAAGCAUUGUUUUCAGGUGUUGGAAUAUCAGAUUAUAAAACAAACGUUUUUGAGUCUUUGAUCAAGUUUUUGAAAUAAUCAUGAUUAUUUUGUUAUUGUGGAAAUUCUCAAUUAAGUUAGUGGUCAAAAUAUUUGUCAUUUUUGAAGUAGGAUUAAGGUGGUCAAUUAUUUUUCCCUCAUACAGUAAAAGCCCACAUAUAAGAAUUAUAUAAUUUGGCAUUUAAAUACCCCAAAAAAUAAGAACCUGUUCAGCCUGGAAAAGAAAAAUAGGUUCUUAUACAAAAAAGCCACUCCAAUUUUGAUCGUCAAAAUUCUGGAUUGCAAUAUUAUUGUCUGUGUGAGAAACAUCUGGCAAAAGGUUAUUGUGUAUAUGUUUUCUCUGAAAAUCCAAACAAAUUUUGUUUGGAUUUUCUCAAGAAAUCUGUUUUCCAUAAACCAUUAUGUAUCAGUAGCACAAUUUUUCUGCCAAUGGUUGCACUAUGACAACCUCUGAAAAAUUAAAACCAGAGUAUUAAGAACCUAAUCAGCCUGAAUUGUGAAAAACUACCGUAUAAUAAUAUUAUAAGGACCUGUUCAGCCUGACCUCGAAAAUUGUAGGUACUUAUAUGUGGGUUUUUACUGUAUUGUAAAUGAUUUGUGAAUUUUGAGUUUACUCUACAGCCAGUGAUGAUUGUUAUUGUUAGCUGGUGAAUAUAUUCAUGAAAUUCUUUAUUCUGUAUGAGGCUAUCUCAUGCAGUAUGAAGAAUUUCUCAUUCAUGGUAUUACACAGCCAGUGCAUGCAUAUUUUUGGCUUUAAUAUGUUUGCAGUUUACAUAAUUGUAAUGAAACAUUCUCUGGAAUAAUGUUGGAUGAGGUUUGAAAGGGCCCUUACUUUUUUUUUGUAACAGGAAACUGCUGAAAGUCAGGGAAUUUCAGCCAUGCCUACUUUCAAGCUCUACAAAGAUGGCAAACAGGUACAAGGACAAUUUUAUUUGCUUUAUAAUCUUUUUUUUUUUUUCAAAAGAUAAAAACCUUUGGAGUAGAAACAAUAGACAAACGGUUGUGAAAGAAAUGUGUUAUCUUAAUGGAAUGUUGAUCAUGGCCUCUAUUCGUUGCCUUGGCAACGGUGAAGGUGAUAUGUUAUUUUCACAUGUGAAGAUAUCAUGUUUUCGCACAAAAGCUCACCUGGUAUUUCAUCGGUGUUUAUAUGAUAAGAGAGAAUAAGCAGUGAUUUUGUUACAAAAAGUUUUGGUGAGUCCUGAGACUCAUCUUGUGAAAAAUCUUGAGUCCCUGUCCACCAAUGAGUUCCAGUCCAAAAAAACAAGGAGUCAUAAAUGUAACAGUUUACUGAAAUUAAAAUAUAGUCCUUCUAUUGCUGGUUUGCAUGUCAUGUGAUGGCAGCCAUGUUGGUGGCCAUGCAAGAACAAAGCGUUGCUCUCCUCUGGGAACUAAAUUAUUCAAGGAAAAAUUCUAUUGUAUUGAACCCAAUAUGGCCGCCUUGUCACAUGGUUGCAAGCCAAGAAUAUAUUUAAAGCACAAAAAAGACUUCUAAAAUUAAUAUAGAAGUGAAUAUGCAUCUUUAAAAAACAGCCACAGAAAUCACACGAACAGGAUAUUCUACCCAAAAAGUCUUCAAAUCGGUCGAUCAUUCUUUGCAUCCCAUGGGAUGCAUUCCAUGAAUUAUUGUGCAUCUUGGGGGAUUGUUCUUGCGUCAGGGACGCAGGACGCAGAGGUAACAAAAUCACUGGUAAGGGGUUGUACCUCAGGCUGGAGCCUCCCUGUAUUAAACUUUGAUUAGUAGCUGCCCCCCCCACUACCCCCCAUUCUUUAUGAGGGCUUGAUCUGUUUUUCCUUGUUUUACUUUUUGUCAUUGUGAAGAAGGGCACAGGCUGGAUUGAACAUGAGGGGUGAUAAAUGGUCCAUUGAAAUUUUUAACUGCUCGCAAAAUUUUACCUUUGCUCGAUUUGCUCGCAAAAUUUAAACGAGUGCUCGCUUGCUCGUGCUCCCCAAAUUUUUGCAUCUCGCAAGCUCGCAAAGCAAACUUUUUAUUUCUGCUUGUGCUCACAAAAAAAUCGCAGUGCUCGGCAUGCUCGCGAAUGCUCGCAAAGACCAUUCGUCACCCCUAACAUGUAAGAGCCGAGUUAGAUUUUAAUGUCUCUCUCUCUCUUACUAAACCACAUUUACUCCUUACAGUGCCAAACACGGGAUAUAUUUAAUGGUGUAUACCGUAUAUUUAAUGGUGAUAUAUUUUAAUAGUGCCAAACAUAGGGGAUAUAUUUAAUACAAAAUUCUAGCAUUUUUCUUGUUGUUCUAGGUUGGUGAGCUAACUGGUGCGAAUGAAGCCAAGCUAAGGGAACUAAUUGAAAAGCACAUAUAACUUAACUUGCCUAAUUAGGAUUGUAUUGAAACAUCUCAACCCAUGUAUACCCUCAUAGAACAUUAUUGUUUGAUUGCUGUACACCCAUCUAUCCUAGUACAUUUGAACUUGCUGAGAACUAUUUUAAUAGUUUAGGACAUCUCCUCAACCGAAUUAUCUCAAGGGAUUUAGCUCAUGCUGCAUAACCUUGCAAAAUGCAAAGCACUAAGUGAGUUUUGUCGUUAGUUCUUUGUUAAGAGCACUGUGAUGUUUGAAUAAAUUCCUCCUGUCAAGUGAACCAAGCUAAUCAUGGUUUAAGAAUUGAGGGAAGUUUACCAUGAU